Molecule: messenger RNA, 1362 nt
Organism: Rotaria sp. Silwood2
Lineage: Eukaryota; Metazoa; Rotifera; Eurotatoria; Philodinida; Philodinidae
Source: the annotation of a GenBank genome assembly
AUGAUAACAAAAGAGCAUCUUAUUUUAUACUACUGGCCAUCGAUAACUAAUGAAGUCGAUUUAAAAUUGACAAUAUUACGUUUUUCUGCAUCUCAAAAAUGGCAUUAUUCAAAUUUAAUUGGUUUUGAAAUUGAGAAACAAUUGAUUGAAUUAAAAUUAUUUGAUAAAAUAAUCAACAUUAUUUGCGAUGCAGUGCCAAUGGGAAAUUUCAAUGGAGAUUCUAAUGAUGAUCUAUGUAAUCGAGAAACGAAUCAGAUAGUUCGAAUAGGAAGUUCAUCGAAUUUAUCAGCAUCGGAACAUGAUAAAGAUGUUCUUAAUGCUUGUUUGUCAUGUAAGUGUCAAUCAAGAAAUAUCGAAUAUCUUAGUACGAAAACUUUAUUUUCAGGGCGAGUACCAAGUAAUACAACAUUAGACAAUAGAACACCUAUUAUGCCAAGAAGUUUAGUAGAAUGGUAUUAUAAGAAUGCAUCAAACUUUCUUACAAGUUUGAAUCCACGUUUGAAUCAAAGUAUUGUCAAUCAAACAUGUCAUGAUAAUUUUGAAUGUAUUCAUGAUUAUCUCAUUCGAAUAAAUUCUUUUACUAGUGAAGCAACAGCUUCAGGAUUACAGUCGGUUCAAGAAUCGAGAACUGCACUAGCUGAAAUACCUCCAACAAUAGAUUUGAUGUUGCCUAUCAACAUCACCUUACUAAUUAAUAACGUAAAUCGUAAUUAUUCAUUUGAUAUUAAUAUUAUAGCUGGUGAUAGAACACCUAUAAAAAGUGCCCAUGUCACUAUUCAUCCAUUUAAUAAAACAGAAAAUAUCAAUAAUACCGGCUUGUCAUCUAUCAUAGUGCCAAUGCCGAACAAUGCGAAUAGUUCUGUUGAAGUUUUAUUAACAAUACAAUAUGGAUCUAAUUCUACAUUCCAAACGUAUUUGGAUAUUCUUGCUUGUUUAUGUACGAAUGGAAGCAUAUGUGAUUUUGAGGAAAGAACUACAAUAUCUGAUCAUUAUCAACUUGCUUCAUGCAACUGUCUACCACAAUAUGAUGGUAUAUUAUGUGAGUUGGAUUAUGAUGGUUGUACAUCUGGUAGUGCUUGUAAAGUUAAUUGGGAUAAUGAAACAACAUGUAUUCCAUUGAAUGCUACUGAUCAAUUAACACAAAGUCGUUCCUAUUAUUGUAACGGAUCAUGUAUAAAGGGAUAUAAUAGUUCAGUCAAUGGUUAUACAUGUGAUGAUAUCGAUGAAUGCAGUUUAAAUCCGUCUGUAUGUGGAAAUGGCACAUGUUUUAAUCUUAUUGGAUCAUAUACCUGUGAUUGUCCCUCUGGUUAUCGAUCCUAUAAUGAAACAUGUGUUGGUAAAUCUUUUCUAGUGAAAAAUUAA